Molecule: messenger RNA, 2086 nt
Organism: Cervus elaphus (red deer)
Lineage: Eukaryota; Metazoa; Chordata; Mammalia; Artiodactyla; Cervidae
Gene: ATPAF1
Product: ATP synthase mitochondrial F1 complex assembly factor 1
Exons: 9
Coding region: 65-1108 (347 amino acids)
Biological process (GO): mitochondrial proton-transporting ATP synthase complex assembly
Cellular component (GO): mitochondrion
Source: RefSeq, a predicted model, not a curated record
UUCCCCGGCGCCCGGAACAUUGAAAGAGCGGAACCUCGUUGUUGCAGCGCGGGCGCGGCGGACGAUGGAGCGGUCGCGCGGGCCGCUGGCCGAGGCCGACGCACCCGGGGAGGAGGAGGAGGAGGUGGGAACGGCCAUGGCUGCCGUGGUGGCGGCGGCGGGUGGCGCGGGCCCGGCCGUCUUGCAAGUGGCCGGCCUCUACCGCGGCCUAUGCGCAGUGCGCACUCGCGCCCUGAGCCUGGGGCUCGUGUCAGCCGCGCAGCUGCGCGUGUUCCCGGUGCGCCGCAGCUCCGGCCGGCCCGCCGGGGGAGCCGACGGCAGCGGGGUCGGGGACGAGCUUGAGGCCAACCCCUUCUACGACCGCUACCGCGACAAGAUCCAGCAGUUGCGCAGGUCUGACCCAGCUGCUUUUGAGUCCAGACUGGAGAAGCGCAGUGAGUUUAGGAAGCAGCCAGUGGGGCACUCCAAGCAAGGUGACUUUAUCAAAUGUGUGGAACAGAAGACACUGGGGAAACAGCCUGUGAGCAGAGGAUUCACUAAGGACAAGACUCUCAGUUCAAUCUUCAACAUUGAGAUGGUGAAAGACAAAACUGCAGAAGAAAUAAAACAGAUUUGGCAGCAGUAUUUUGCAGCAAAAGAUACAGUCUACGCAGUUAUUCCUAAAGAAAAGUUUGAUUUGAUUUGGAACCGGGCUCAGUCCUGCCCAACAUUUCUCUGUGCACUACCAAGAAGGGAAGGUUAUGAGUUUUUUGUCGGGCAGUGGACAGGUACUGAACUCCACUUCACUGCACUUAUAAAUAUUCAGACCCGAGGGGAAGCUGCGGCCAGCCAGCUGAUUUUAUAUCACUACCCUGAACUUAAGGAAGAAAAGGGCAUAGUGCUGAUGACAGCAGAAAUGGAUUCCACAUUUCUGAAUGUUGCUGAGGCACAGUGCAUGGCCAACCAAGUUCAGCUCUUCUAUGCCACGGAUCGAAAAGAGACCUACGGGCUAGUGGAGACCUUUAACUUCAGACCGAGUGAGUUCAAGUAUAUGUCUGUCAUCGCGGAGCUGGAGCAAAGCGGACUUGGAGCCGAACUGAGAUGUUCUCAGAGCCAGGAUAAGACUUAGGGAUGUCAGGUUGGCUUACAGAGUUUUCUGCUCAGUCCUGGAUAGUCCUGAGUCUACCCACCCCUUGAACUCUCGGAGGCUCAGUAUCUAUAAUGAGCCGUCUCUAAGGAGUCGCCCUGUGCGCUUAUUUGCAAGAAGUAACGUGGAGGUGAGCCCUGUUACUUGAUAUUCAGGAACAAAGAUACCCAAACAUUCUGAUAACUAUCUCCCGACAUACUUGAAGUUUCCUUUUCAAGUGUUUGAGGUCACAUCCAGAGACAAUCAGGGAUCCACAGGAUGGUUGACUUAAUUUUAUGCACUGUAGGAGUGUAUUUGUUCUCUGGCCAUUUUGACUGCACAGCUCUAAUAAUUAGUUCCUCACCUUUAUAAACUGUGACAGGAUAAUAAGCUUGAAGACCUGCUGUAGUUAGACGUGGUCUUUGCAUACUCUUCCCACUUGGCCAACUAAAGGCGUAACCCAGUUAGACCCUCGAACAACCACAUAUUGCCAUCAGGAUUAAGAGUCUAUCUAGAUGCUCCCAGAAUUGCUGGUGGUAUUGUUUGGAGUAUCAGCAGUUUUCAGGUAUAUUAAACACACAGGUACAGUGCCUGCUGCCUGCAUAUUUUUAAACCAUAAUUUGUGACACCUGCUUCUCUAACUAUUCUGCCUGUUGGAAGCUGUGUAUUUGGAGGGGCUGAAUUGGUGCAGUAUAAAUAAAUCAACUAUUUUGUAAAGAGAGGAUCAAUCCAGAUUUGCUUUUUGUUUUUUAAACAACUCUAAAACCAUGCCAGUAUUAUAUUAAUAGAAAAGGAAGCAAAUGUACCCUAUUGUGUGUGGGGGAAAAUAAAGUCUGGCUUAUAAUCUUUGUUACACUAAAUAGUGAAAUCUAAGCUCUGUGCUGUCCAUUGUGUCUGUACUGUGGGCUGAUCUCAUCAAAACUGAUCUUGGGACUCAGCCAGUUGCUUAAAAUAACAGGAAAAAAAAAAAAAGAAGCUGUC